Molecule: messenger RNA, 1676 nt
Organism: Tupaia belangeri chinensis (Chinese tree shrew)
Lineage: Eukaryota; Metazoa; Chordata; Mammalia; Scandentia; Tupaiidae
Product: zinc finger protein 84-like
Exons: 2
Biological process (GO): regulation of transcription by RNA polymerase II
Cellular component (GO): nucleoplasm
Molecular function (GO): DNA-binding transcription repressor activity, RNA polymerase II-specific; RNA polymerase II cis-regulatory region sequence-specific DNA binding
Source: RefSeq, a predicted model, not a curated record
AUGUUUUCCCAGAAUUCAGACCUCAUUGUACAUCAGAGGAGUCAAAUAGAUGAGAAAUCCUAUGAAAAUGAAAUAUGUGGAAAAAUAUUCUACAAGAAGUCAUACUUCUCUGUGCAUCAGACAACUCACACUGGAGAGAAGUCCUAUGAAUGUGGGGAAUGUGGAAAAUCUUUCAGUCCCAAAUCAGUCUUGAGUAGACAUUGGAAAACUUAUACAGGAAAGAAACCCUAUGAAUGUCAACAAUGUACGAAAAUGUGCUCCCAGAAGUCACAUAUCACUGAGCAUCUGAGAACUCACACAGAAGAAAAGUCCUAUGAAUGUGACCAAUGUAGGAAAAUGUUCUCCUGCAAGUCAGAAGUCACUAAGGAUUGGAGAAGGCACACAGGAGAAAAACCCUAUGAAUGUGAACAAUGUAGGAAAAUGUUCUUCUUUAAGUCACAGCUCACGGAGCACCAGAGAACUCACACAGGAGAAGAAUCCUUUGAAUGUGAACAAUGUGGGAAAACAUUCUCCAGCAAAGGGUACCUCACUGUACAUAAGAGAAUUCACACAGGAGAAAAGCCCUAUGAAUGUGAUCAAUGUAGAAAAACGUUCUUCUGCAAGUCAGAUCUCAGUAAGCACUGGAUAAUGCACAUACAUUGGAGAACGCACACAGGAGAAAAACGCUUUGAAUGCAAACUAUGUGGAGAAGCAUUCUCCAGCAAGAGAUACCUCACUGUACAUAAGAGAACUCACACAGCAGAGAAGCCAUAUCAAUGUGAACAAUGUAGGAAAAUGUUCUCCCGGAAGUCACAACUCACUGUGCAUAGUAGAAUUCAUACAGGAGAGAAACCCUUUGAAUGUGAACAAUGUAAUAAAAUGUUCUCCCGGAAGUCGCUGCUCACUGUGCAUUGUAGAACUCAUACAGGAGAGAAGCCCUAUGAAUGUGAACAAUGUAGGAAAAUGUUCUCCUGCAAGUCAGAUCUCACUAGGCAUUGGAGAACGCACACAAGAGAAAAACAGUAUGAAUGUUUACAAUGUAGUAAAAUGUUCUCCCAGAAGUCACAGCUCACUGUGCAUAGUAGAACUCAUACAGGAGAGAAGCCCUAUGAAUGUUAACAGUGUAAUAAAAUGUUUUCCCAGAAGUCACAGCUCACUGUGCAUGGUCAAACUCAUACAGGAGAGAAGCCCUGUGAAUGUGAACAACGUAGAAGAAAGUUAUCCCAGAAAGCACACCUCACUGAGCAUCAGAGAACUCACACAGGAGAGAAGCCUUAUGAAUGUGAACAAUGUAGAAAAAUGCUCUCCUGUGAGUAAGAUCUCGCUAAGCAUUGGAGAACACACACAGGAGAAACACCCUAUGAAUGUGAACAAUGUAAUAAAAUCUUCUCCUGGAAGUCACAGUUCACUGUGCACAGUAGAACUCAUAGAAGAAAGAAGCCCUAUAAAUGUGAACAAUAUAGAAGAAAGUUCUCCCGGAAGGCACACCUCACUGAGCAUCAGAGAACUCGCACAGGAGCAAAGCCCUAUGAAUGUGAACAUUGUAGAAAAAUAUUCUCCUGGAUGUCUACACUCACUGUAUAUCAGAGAACUCAACACAGAAGAGAAACCCUAUGUUUCUGAACAAUGUGAUAACAACUUUUUCCCAAAAGUCACAUUUUACCACACAUCUGAAUACUCACUCUGUAAAGAAACAA